Cololabis saira (Pacific saury) is the source of this 1234-nucleotide messenger RNA. It is a transcript of the gene fgf2, whose product is annotated as fibroblast growth factor 2. Gene Ontology annotation, molecular function: growth factor activity; fibroblast growth factor receptor binding. NCBI's taxonomy places the organism in Eukaryota, Metazoa, Chordata, Actinopteri, Beloniformes, Belonidae. Gene Ontology annotation, biological process: fibroblast growth factor receptor signaling pathway; positive regulation of gene expression; animal organ morphogenesis. The transcript has 3 exons. The coding region runs from base 419 to 886 and encodes 155 amino acids. The record is from RefSeq and is a predicted model, not a curated record. Gene Ontology annotation, cellular component: cytoplasm.
AAGGGGAAAGCCUUCUUCCACAUAGAUCUAAGCCAGCUGCCCCUGCUUUAAACGCUGCAAAAAGAGUGGGGAUACGGCGGGAAAACCUGGAGUCUCCCUCCUCUCCACCAGCGUGCACAGAUCACUCCGACAAAAGCCGCUGCCAGCUCAUUAGACGGCAACAUAACCAGCUGCAGAUGGUGGAUUUGUGCUCCCGCUGCUGGUCAGGAUCCUGCAGGAGUUUUUGUACCUCAGAUCUUCAGGAUCAGGAGGGCACUUGCUGCCCUUAAGGGGGGGAGCUGCUUGAGCAGACCGACCUCUGGGGUUAAGUGGAACCUGCAGAGGAGGGGGUUGGCCAGAGGGAACGUGGGAGUUUGGACUCCUGCACUUCUCAAGAAGGAGACGAAGCAGUUGCCAGGAAGCAGGGUAAGAGGAGGAGAUGGCCACGGGAGGGAUCACCACAUUUCCCGCUGCCACCGAGGACGGCGGCAGCAGCAGCUUCCCUCCCGGGAACUUCAAGGACCCUAAGAGGCUGUACUGUAAAAACGGAGGCUUCUUCCUGAGGAUAAGGUCUGACGGGGGAGUGGACGGGAUCCGGGAGAAAAACGACCCCCACAUAAAGCUGCAGCUCCAGGCGACUGCAGUGGGAGAGGUGGUCAUCAAAGGAGUUGGUGCAAACAGAUAUCUGGCCAUGAACAGAGACGGACGGCUGUUUGGAGCGAGACGAGCGACGGAGGAGUGCUACUUCUUCGAGAGGCUUGAGAGCAACAACUACAACACCUACCGCUCCAGGAAGUACCCCAACAUGUACGUGGCGCUGAAGCGAACUGGCCAGUACAAGCCCGGGAACAAAACCUCGCCGGGGCAGAAGGCCAUUCUCUUUCUCCCCAUGUCUGCAAAGUUGUAAGAUCCGGAGGAUCCGACCGGGAGGUGACUGAUGUCUUACUGGAAAAAAAGGAGAUGUGACGCCAGCGGUGAUGGCAUUCAGUCAACAUCGCCCGAUGCAGCUGUGACGUUUUAUUUUUCACCCGAAUAUGUUUCACCUGAAUAUUCAGAUUUACUCUGAGACGCGUUCAGGGCCAGCGACCGUCGACCGAGUAACCCCUGCUCAGCUGGCCCUCGCGUGGAUGAAAACACAAAACCAUUUCUUUGUUGUAGCCAGAGGACCCUAAACCACAAAAAGCAAGACGAAGGCGCCACUUCUAUCAGUUCAAAAUAAUAUUUUCAGACUGACCUGAGCUCAUUUUCAUUUUCC